UCUCUCGUCUUCUUUCUCUCUUUCGAGCAUAAUUCUCUCUCCCCAAUCUCUCUCAUCUUCUUUCUCUCUUCGGAGAAUUGCUGUGAAAAGUGGGAAAGCCUUAGGGCCUCAAGACUCAAGCCAAUCUUUGGCUCAGUUUAUUCCCUUUCUCACUGAGGGCCUUUGCAGGAGGUUCGCGGAGAUUUUGUCAGAUCGUAUUCGUCAGUUGGCUUCUGGGAAAUUGGAUCAAGAUUCAUUAUCAAAUGGACAUUUUUGUGAGGAUCAAAGGUACUUAGUUGCAGCUUCUUCAAGUUUAACUAUGUCGGAUAGGAGCUCCAAUAGCUAGUCAAAUGGGAACUUUAGGAAAUCAUACAAAAGCUCAACCAACACAUCUGCUUCUAGGGUUCCUACACGCUCAGGAGAAGCCUCUCUCUCCUCCUUAGAAGGUAGCAACUAUGGGGACCGUCGAGUUGCUCAUUGGCGAGGAAAGACGCAUAGAAGUAGGCAGGUUUCCCAGACAGAGGAAUUUGAUGAAAGCUUAACCAACACAUCUGGUUCUAGGGUUCCUAUGCGUUCAGGAGAAACCUCUCUCUCCUCGUUAGAAGGUAGCAGGUAUAGGGACCGUCGGGUUGCUCAUGGGCGAGACAUGAGGGAUAGAAGUGGGCGGUUUUCCCAGACAAAGGAAUUUGAUGAAUCACUCAACUCUGAAGUUCAAAAGAAGAAUUCAUUGAUGAGAGAUGAGAGAGAGUGGAUUCGUUUAACCCAAGUGGCGAGGAAAAAGGACUAUGUAUGCUUGGAAAGGAUCAAUGGGAAACUGGUUAACAUUGUCAAGGGACUUGAGCUGCACACUUGUGUUUUCAACGCUACUGAACAGAAGACCAUUGUUGAUUAUGUUUACAGCCUUCCAGAGAUGGGGAGGAAAAAUGAACUAAGGGAGUGAACUUAUUCACAAUCACAGAAAUGGAUGCAUGGGAAGGGGCGUGUGACCAUGCACUUUGGUUGCUGCUACAAUUAUGCAGUGGAUAAGAAUGGAAACCCACCAGGCAUCAUUCGUAACGAGGAAGUGGACCCCAUUCCUCCCCCCUUCAAAACAAUGAUCAAAACAGUGGUCAGGUAGCAUGUCCUUCCUACGGAUUGUAUUCCCAACAGCUGCAUCGUUAACAUCUACGAUGAAGGAGAUUGUAUACCACCCCAUAUUGACCACCAUGACUUUGUCCGCCCUUUUUGCACGGUGUCAUUCCUCAGUGAACGCAACAUAGUUUUUGGUGCUAACCUGAAAAUCGUGGGACCAGGAGAUUUUGCUGGUUCAUUUUCGAUCCCUUUGCCUGUCGAAUCAGUGCUAAUCUUGAAUGGCAACAGUUCUGAUGUGGCCAAGCACUCUGUUCCAGGUGUUCUGGCAAAGAGGAUCUCAAUAACUUUCAGAAAGAUGGAUCCCCGGAAGAUCCCCAACAAUUUUUCGUCUGAUCCGAACCUUUACACACUGUCUUUUGUAUCAUUAUUUUAUUGUAACCUAAGCUGACUGGCCUUUGACCAUACCUUUGCCAAAGGAGUAGAAAAGGUUGGAACUUGAUUGUGAAGAGGAGGGAGAUUAGGAAAAAAAAUUGACAUCAUUAUUAAUAGAAAAGGCAAAAAAAUGCGGUUUUGAUGGACUGGGGAAUAUGUAUUGUCAUAGUAACAAAGAAAGUGCUAACCAUUAGCCACAAUGAAGGAAAAUAAUUAAUGGCAUUAGGAAAUUAUUUUAUUUCCACUAGUCAUGCAUUAUAGACUUGGGGUGGGAUGUUACUCUAGAAAUGAGCUCCUGUGAUCUGAUUAGCUUGUGGAUGAUAGAGGAUCCAAAGUUUUCUUUAAAGGACGGAGAAAGUGUUGUGGUCCCUAUAUUGAGAAGGGGUUUUCUUGGUUUCCAGAAGCUGGCUUCCAUUGCAUAUUUGUCUUUAUGAAUUGUGGCUGGUGAUUUUUUCUGUGUGGUAUGAGAAGCGUCGCACCGUCUGCCACUGACUCGCAUCUCGUGAGGUCUCCACGGGAUGAAACUGGAAGGUUUCUUAGAUCUCAUAGGACAAAAGGGGGAUUCUAAGGUGCAUGGAAUGGAUGAAUGACUACUGCUUAGGCAUCAAGAGCAGAGUACGGAUGCGGGUCAUUGGUGAGAAAACAUACUUUCGGAAGGGCCUAUGUUUGGGCUACGCUACAUUAAAAGAAGAACACUCUAUGCUAACCAUGGUGGCUUCAAGGCCUGAUGUUACGGUGGCAGAUGUGGUGGAAGAGCAGGGCUGCAAGCUAUAUUUGAAUCCCUUGCUUCAGAAGGGCAUCAAAGGACGAUGAAAUAGAGGUAUGUCAAAAGCUAUAACAUGAGCUCCACUGAUUAUUUUCUUGCAAUAAAAAGAUGGACUGAUUUGGAUUCCAUUAGUAAAGGUGUCCUUUGUAGUGAUAUUCAUGUAUAUAGCUUAUUGGCAUCAUGCACAGAGGAGAUUCUGUCACAGCCAAUGUGGUCCACCCAUUCCCUCUAAAAACAAAGGCCCUUGGAUGACCUGUCGUGUCAAACAAAAUCUUGACAGUGGACAACCUAAGAAAGAAAGGGAUGCUGAAUUUCAAACGUAUGCUUAUUUAUAUGCAAGGAAGCAAUGGGAUCAGUAAGUCUAAGUCAUCUAUUUUGCCUGGAUCCUCUGCAACAAUUACUUGGUCUUUUGCAUUAAGCCUAUGUUAUUUCAAAUGGGUAUCGGCAGCCUCGGUGGAGUCCCUCUUGAGUUAGUUUCACUUAUUGUAUGGAGACUGAAAUUUUUUGUGAUUGUGAGGCUUAUAUGGCUUGAAAGGAACAACAUGAUGCUUAGGAUCAAAACGAGGAGGUGGAAGAUAUAAAGGACAACACAACUUAUAUGCCAUAGUCUAGAUCAAAAGAGUAAGGAUAAGCUGUUAGGGAUUUUAAAACAAAUUGGAAGAAGAUUGGCAGAACAGAUUUCUGAAAAGAAGUUUGGUCCAACAAAUUGGUACUUCCCCUGAGGGUGACUUAACCUGCUCAGGGAGCACCAUGGGAAGAUGUUCAUGACUUCGUAUGGGCCUGUAUGCUUGCAAGUCAAAUGAGAUGAGGAUGUGCUGAAUGCUUAUAGGCUACGACUUCUGAAGAAGAGAAGGGGUGCAAUAUGCAUCGAGGGGGACUUAUACAAUGCUAUUGGGUUCUCUUGGCAGCUAAACAAUGGUCUAAAAAAUCUUGGAAUAUUUUGCAAAGCUAAGGGCAACCUUACAUUCAUGGUGAGUAAUGAAGGAGUGGAUGUGCUGGCCAGAGAAGGGGUAACUACAUCCUAUCUACUAGUGUUUGACUUUUUCAGAGUGUUGGUUAAGAUCUUGUGGAGUUGGUGUACAUGGACUCAGUUUUGUAAGGAAAGGAUAUACACUUAUUUGUACAUCAUCUUUUGAUGUUGAUGAAAUUUAGCUCAAAAUAAGAUAGGGAUUGAACAUUCAUGAGGCAAUAGACUCAAUCAAAUUGACUCUCAGAACUCUCAUUUGUGGGGUUUGUUAAUUGUGAAGGCACUAUUUAUAAGCACAUAGAAAAAGUACCAAUGAUCAGAAAAAGGAAACCAGAUUGGGAAACUAUAAGAAUACUUCCUAUAAUUUAGAUAAGUAGAUCCAACAGAAGCCACUUGCUGUAGUUGAUGUUAUUGUACAA
Amborella trichopoda is the source of this 3634-nucleotide messenger RNA. Lineage: Eukaryota; Viridiplantae; Streptophyta; Magnoliopsida; Amborellales; Amborellaceae. The record is from RefSeq and is a predicted model, not a curated record.